AUGUCCGCGCUGCCUGCGCGGGGGCGGCGGUGUGCGCUGCGUGCGUACGAGCCGGAGGAGCCGGAGCGCAAACGACCAUGCAAGCCCUUAGAAUCCCUUCCAAACCAGGCUGGUGCUCUCCUCAUCGAUUGUGCCAUGGAGCUGGACUCAAAACAGAAAAUCUCUGCUGGCUCUGGUCCCUGGGCUGCAAAAACAAAGCAAAACUUAGUGAGCUUUGAAAACAAUGGAAGCAGAGGUACUGCCCAACCUUGCCCAAGAUGUAUUGCUGGAGAAUCUGGACACUUCAAUCAUAUCCCACGCUUCUAG
This is a messenger RNA of Indicator indicator, 306 nucleotides long. RefSeq names its product chromosome 7 C10orf143 homolog (gene C7H10orf143). Lineage: Eukaryota; Metazoa; Chordata; Aves; Piciformes; Indicatoridae. The record is from RefSeq and is a predicted model, not a curated record. The transcript has 4 exons. The coding region runs from base 1 to 306 and encodes 101 amino acids.